UAUGCCAUGGUUUAUACAAUGGAUUGCUAAUCAAUAAGGUUGAUUAUUUGGCAAUGUUAACUUUUAUUUAAUUCGCUAUCCUACAAUUCAGAAAGUUACGCAGUACAUUUUAUUGUCAAAUCUGUAGCAAUUGUAUUUUUAAAUUAAAAAUGGCGGGCAUGGGUAACUUAUCGAUCGCAGAAAAGGAAGAACUUAUUGGGCAGGUCAAGCAACAAAUUGCAGUGGCUAAUGCUCAAGAAUUGUUGACGAAAAUGACAGAGAAGUGCUUCAAAAAAUGUGUGGCUAAACCAGGUGUACAAUUGGAUUCUUCUGAGCAGAAAUGUAUUUCAAUGUGCAUGGAUAGGUAUAUGGAUUCCUGGAAUUUGGUGUCACGCACUUACAGCAAUCGUUUGCUACGUGAACAGAAUAAGAUGUAGAAGUGUGAAAAUAGUAGAGUGUUCGACGAUUUGCAAGUUUUACGUGUCAUCAAUCAUGAUUUAGUUUUAUGAACAAUAUUUUAGGCAAACGUUGUUACUUUAAAAUUCUACUGAUUUAAAAUAUAAUUUUUUUGUUAUAUAAAUAAAUUUUACAAAUUAA
Messenger RNA from Bactrocera dorsalis (oriental fruit fly), 576 nucleotides. RefSeq names its product mitochondrial import inner membrane translocase subunit Tim13. NCBI's taxonomy places the organism in Eukaryota, Metazoa, Arthropoda, Insecta, Diptera, Tephritidae. The record is from RefSeq and is a predicted model, not a curated record. Bases 150 to 416 code for a protein of 88 amino acids. The transcript has 3 exons.